CAGUAGUUUUUAGCCUUGUUUGCUGAGCACUUGGCGGGCUUUAUCAUUAGCCAACCACAGAUGAAUGAGGCCACUACAUUUCAUUUUUGAAACUUCAUUAGCAAAGAUUGUUAUAAACCAUUGUCAAGCAAUCAAAUUAGGAACUAUUUGCGAUAUCUACACAAACAAUAUUCUCAUAAGCGGCUACACAAGAUGCAAAGAAUUAAGUCUUGCACUGAAGGUGUUCGACGAAAUGCUUCAGAGGGACACUGCUUCUUGGAACUCCGUGAUCGCUGGAUAUAUAAACUCCGGGAGCUACGAGAGUGCGUGGGAGUUUCUCAAGAGCAUGAAAAGAAAUGGGGUUGUGCUGGAUGGCUAUAGUUUUGGAAGUAUACUUAAGGGGAUUGCUUGUGACACACGUCUCUUUCUCGGGCAACAAGUGCAUUCCGAUAUAGUUAAGAUGGAUUGCCAAGGGAAUGUAUAUGCAGAAAGUGCUCUUUUGGAUAUGUAUGCCAAGUGUGGCAGAGUGGAAGAUGCUAUGAGGGUAUUUGAGUGCAUGCCUGAACGUAAUUCUGUGUCGUGGAAUGCUCUUAUUGCAGGUUAUGUAGAAGUGGGGGAUGUUUUUAAUUCGUUUAGGUUAAUGAGUUGUAUGAAGAGAGAACAUAUGUCUCCAGAUGAUGGUACAUUUGCUCCUCUUUUGACACUGCUUGAAGACCCUGUUUUCUACAAGCUGAUGUUGCAGCUCCAUGGCACAAUUCUAAAGCACGGUUUGGCUCAUUGUAACACUGUAUACAAUGCUACGAUUACUGCUUAUUCCGAGUGUGGAUCCAUUCAAGAUGCCAAGAGGAUGUUUGAUAGCUGUCCUUUUGCUAGAGACCUUGUCACGUGGAAUGCCAUGUUGGCAGCGUACAUUGUACAUGAGCAAGAAACGAAUGCAUUUAAAUUGUUCCUAAACUUGCGUGAACUUGGACUAACGCCGGACCUCUACACAUACACAAGUAUUAUUAGUGCUUGUUCAGGAAAACCACAAGAAUUCCAAGGGAAGUCAUUGCAUGGGCUGGUCAUAAAAGUGGGGCUCGAACAAUCAACACCAAUUUCUAAUAGUUUGAUGGCUAUGUACAUCAGAUUGAAUUCCUUAUACAUGGAAGAAGCAUUUUUUAUAUUUUCAUCGAUGAAGUUCAAGGACCGUGUCUCAUGGAAUUCAAUUCUUACAGGAUUCUCACAAUAUGGAUUAAGUGAAAAUGCACUUAAGUUAUUUCAGGAUAUGAGGUUAAACUACCAGGAAAUUGAUCACUAUGCUUUUUCAGCUGUAUUAAGGUCUUGCGCUGAUAUGGCUGCCCUGCAAUUGGGUCAACAGGUUCAUGUAUUGUCACUAAAAUCAGGACUUGAGACCAAUGAAUAUGUCACCAGCUCGUUAAUAUUUAUGUAUUCCAAGUGUGGGUACAUUGAAGAUGCUAGACGUUGCUUUGAAUCGACAUGCAAAGACAGCUCAGUCAGUUGGAAUUCAAUCAUGUUUGGCUAUGCCCAACAUGGGCAAGGUCAAGUUGCACUUGACUUGUUCCACUUGAUGAAAAAUGAAAAUAUAAAGAUGGAUCACAUAACCUUUGUGGCAGUGCUAACUGCUUGUAGCCACAUUGGUCUGGUAGACGAAGGAAAAGAAUUCCUGCAAUGUAUGGAAUCUGAUUAUGGAAUUCCUCCGCGAAUGGAACAUUAUGCUUGUGCAGUAGAUCUUUUUGGCCGGGCUGGACGUUUACAGGAAGCAAAGGCCUUGGUUGAAGCCAUGCCAUUUCAACCUGAUGCAAUGGUCUGGAAAACUCUUUUAGGUGCCUGCAGGAUGUGUGGUGAUAUUAAACUGGCAUCUGAGGUGGCAAGCUAUUUGCUGGAAUCGGAUCCUGGGGAACACUGCACUUAUGUUCUUCUUUCUGACAUAUAUGGGCACUUAAGGAGGUGGGAUGAAAUAGCUACUGUAAAGAGGUUGAUGAGGGAGCGAGGGGUCAAGAAGAUACCAGGUUGGAGUUGGAUAGAACUGAAGAAUGAAAUUCAUUCUUUUAAUGCAGAGGAUCAUUCUCACCCCUGUUGCCAAGAAAUAUACACCCUAUUAUUUGGCCUAUUGGAUGAGAUUUCAAUUCUGGAAAAUGGUAAUAAUAUAGAGUUGUUAACUUAUCUGGGAUGAACUAGCAUGGAUGUUAUUGAUCUAGACAUUGGUUGCAGGUUCCUCACAGCCAACUUCAGUAAAUGUAUCCUUUGAUGGGUUUCCCCCCCCUUCUGGAGUCCCUGGGGCCAUUGACUAAAUUUGCAUAUCUGACAAUAUUCAAUCUCCUUAGUUCUAGAAUUCUGGGUUAAUUACAUCUAAAAUCUUUAAGCCUUACUGUAUUGUCUCAAAUUCUAAAUUUACAGAGGAUUUCUUUCUUUCCAAGGUGGAAAUUGCUCCAUUUAGCUUGGUUACAUGUUUUCUUGUACCUCAAUUGUUAGUAUAAGUUAUAAUCUCAACAGUGUAUCACAUUUGCAUGAUAUUGCUGUUUCGGGAGUGCUAUGAGUUCCCAAAUUUUUAAAUACUCACUUAUUCACAUGAAGAUAUCAACUCUUGUGUGUUGGUAUUGUGGGGAUAAGUUCUUAAGUUACAGUAAGCUCGUGCUCACCCCUUAGAGGUUGCUGUAAGCCUGUAUUCUGUAACUUAUUCUUUUCUUUCUCUUUCAGUUAAGUUUGUUGAUAUAGGAAGUUACAGCUGAUGAUACUCUUCUUU
Molecule: messenger RNA, 2722 nt
Organism: Daucus carota subsp. sativus
Lineage: Eukaryota; Viridiplantae; Streptophyta; Magnoliopsida; Apiales; Apiaceae
Product: putative pentatricopeptide repeat-containing protein At3g25970
Exons: 1
Coding region: 65-2152 (695 amino acids)
Biological process (GO): RNA modification
Cellular component (GO): intracellular membrane-bounded organelle
Molecular function (GO): RNA binding; protein binding
Source: RefSeq, a predicted model, not a curated record